Symbiodinium pilosum is the source of this 338-nucleotide messenger RNA. NCBI's taxonomy places the organism in Eukaryota, Dinophyceae, Suessiales, Symbiodiniaceae. The record is from the annotation of a GenBank genome assembly.
GCAGCGCUUGGGACGUCACGGACUCUGCUCUCUGCGAUUUGAAGGAGGUCCUGCUCCGGGCCCAAGGGCUCUUCGCCAGGCUUAGGGCCUUGGGCCUCCUGGCUGCAGGCGCAGCCGUGGAGGAAGCGAUCCAGGAGUUGUACAUUGCUGGUGGCUGCCCAAAGCAAGUGGGCCCGGAGGUGUUUGAAGAGGCCUUUGGAGAAAGUGGGCAGGCAUUGCUCGCACGCCUCGAGGAGACGCUAGAUGAUGAGGCCGCCACGAAGCUAGUCCAUGAGGCCUACAAGGACAUUCGCCCGGAAAGCGGGCUGGCUCUCUUCCUGCUGGGCCGGUUCAGCUGA